Molecule: messenger RNA, 2393 nt
Organism: Chelmon rostratus (copperband butterflyfish)
Lineage: Eukaryota; Metazoa; Chordata; Actinopteri; Chaetodontiformes; Chaetodontidae
Gene: poc1b
Product: POC1 centriolar protein B
Exons: 12
Coding region: 200-1777 (525 amino acids)
Biological process (GO): cilium assembly
Cellular component (GO): ciliary basal body; centriole
Molecular function (GO): protein binding
Source: RefSeq, a predicted model, not a curated record
UUUACAAUUAUAGUUCAGAAAAUUCAAACGCAACUGAGUUUGCUAAAAGACUGUUGAACAGAGCGCCAUAUUAUCUGAGUUCGAUAGGUCAGGUCUGCGACAGUUGCUGAAGGCGCACUGUUUGACAGUCAUGGAAGUAACGAUAUACAGCAGCGGGACGGUUCAGCUUUCUCACUGACUACACUAGCUCUUUUAGCAAAUGCCCACAAUGGCGUCUGUUUUGGAGGAUCCAACCCUAGACAGACACUUCAAGGGACAUAAAGAUGCCGUCACCUGUACAGAUUUCAACCCAAAUUGCAAACAACUGGCCUCAGGGUCAGUGGAUAAGAGCCUGAUGAUCUGGAAUCUGGCUCCAAAGGCGAGGGCUUUCCGCUUUGUAGGCCACCAAGACGUCAUCACCGGGGUGCAGUUCUCCCCUUCUGGUAGCCUGGUGGCCACUUCCUCCAAGGACAGAACUGUCCGACUGUGGACACCUUCCAUGAAAGGAGAGUCCACUGUGUUCAAAGCGCACACGGCCGCUGUACGCAAUGUUGCCUUUUCCCAUGAUGGCCAGAGACUGGUGACAGCGUCUGAUGACAAGUCUGUCAAAGUGUGGAGUGUUCACCGGCAGUGCUUCAUCUGCUCUCUCAGCCAGCACACCAACUGGGUUCGCUGUGCCAGGUUUUCUCCAGAUGGACGUCUUAUAGCUUCCUGCGGAGAUGAUCGCACUGUCCGACUGUGGGACACGUCCACCAAACACUGCAUCAACUGUUUCACCGACUAUGGAGGAUCAGCAACAUUUGUCGAUUUUAACUCAAGUGGCACCUGCAUUGCAUCCUCUGGAACUGACGGCUCACUGAAAAUCUGGGAUCUACGGACCAACAAGCUGAUUCAGCAUUAUCAAGUCCACAGCGCAGGAAUCAACAGCUUUUCCUUCCACCCAUCCAACAACUACCUGAUCAGUGGCUCCAGUGACAGCACUGUGAAGAUCCUGGACCUGCUGGAGGGACGCCUCAUCUACACCCUCCAUGGACACAAGGGUGCUGUAAUCACAGUAGCCUUUUCCAGGACUGGAGACCUCUUUGCCUCAGGGGGAGCUGAUAGUCAGGUGCUGAUGUGGAGGACAAACUUUGACACCAAAUCUUACCAGGACAUCCUGCAACAACACAGCCGGAGGUCCUCCCCCGAUCCCCCGCCCCACGUGACUGACAUCCAUCCCAGAGGACCCCACCUUCACCACCCGCAGCCCACAGCAAUUCAGAUCAGUCCAACAGUGGCAGAUACUCAGUCCACUGAUCCGCAUGUCAUAGAGUUGGGCCAAGCUCUUCACAGCACCACGCUCUUAAACGGUCGGACACACUUGACGCCCACGCCGGCCGCCGACAACGGUCACCACUCCAACGGUUUGCGCCCGCAUCACACGGGCGGUUCGAGAGGGGAAGGAUGGAUAGGAGACGAGAGUGCCGGUAGGGCAGGUGCGACUGCCAGGAGCCAGACUGAGGCCAGCAGAGGAGGAAGAGGAAGGAGAGAGGAAGAGGAGAGAGGACAGACGCACCCACUAGAAGUUCUCUCCGGCCAUCCAUCAUGUCUGGAGUCUACCCUGCGGCACAUUGUUCAGCAGCUGGAUAUUCUCACGCAGACUGUCUCAGUGCUGGAGGAGCGCCUCACCCUGACUGAGGACAAGCUGAAGGAGUGCCUCCUCCACCAGUCCCACAUUCUGAAGGAGGUGCAGUCUUCAGGAGGGAGGCGAAGGACGGGGAGCGAGGAGACGGAUGGAUCACCUGUUCAUUUCACUUGAGGACGAGCUCACCCUCCCUCAGACUGCAGCACACACACACACACACACACACACACACACACACCGAGCUGUGUUGCUUAACCCCAAGGCUGCUCGACACGAGUGUGUGUGUGUGUCUGCUUAUGUAUGUGUGUCUGUGUGUUUCUAAAUGUCCACCCCGGUGGUCUCUCUCAGGGGUCAGUGGGUUAAUCAGGAUUUGGGCUGGGAUCGUUUUUGUGUGUGUGUGUGUGUGUGUGUGUGUGUGUGUGUGUUAUAGCAACAUAUUUUCUUCAUGUCUUUCUUCACCUCUUAAGGAUAUCCAGCUGUACAGCCAAGCAGAGUCUGGCUGGGACAUUCCACUGUGUGUGUGUGUCUGUAUGUCUGUGUGCGUGUGCGCGUGUGCGUGUGUGUGUGUUAUAUCCAAUCGAGACAGCUGCAGCUAUGAAAACAGACGCCACUUGUCUGCUGUAUGACCUGUGUGUGUGUGUGUGUGUGUGUGUGUGUGUGUGUGUGUUUACAUAUGUACGUUUGUGUAUCAGCACAUGUUUUAGCAGUCAGUUGCUUCCGCAGUAACAUUUUUCAUUGUAAUCUUGUGCACCCUUAAAUAAUGCCAUCUCGCUUUAAAACUAAGUGCAUA